UCUCGUUCGUUAUCACUUUCGUUGGAGAGAAGAGAAAAAAUGACCACGACUUCUGGAGUUAUUUCUUCUCAUCUCACAGAAGAAGAAUACGUCACUGACGCCGUUGACCACCGUGGGAUCGCCGCCAGAAGAUCUAGUACCGGUAGAUGGAGAGCCGCUUGGUUCAUAAUUGGUGUGGAAGUGGCUGAGAGGUUUGCUUACUAUGGAAUCGGAUCAAAUCUAAUAAGCUAUUUGACUGGACCACUCGGUCAAUCCACGGCGGCCGCCGCCGCUAAUGUCAACGCUUGGUCUGGAAUUGCUACUGUCCUUCCUCUUCUGGGAGCUUUUGUCGCCGACGCUUUUCUCGGUCGGUAUCGAACUAUUAUCAUCGCUUCUCUUAUCUACGUUCUGGGAUUGGCAUUUUUGACUUUAUCUGCGUUUCUGGUUCCUAUGACUAGCAAAGAUAGUACCCAAGUGACCUCUCCGCCUUCGUUUUUACUCAAUGCACUCUUCUUCUUCUCUCUGUAUUUGGUGGCUAUUGGACAAAGUGGACACAAGCCUUGUGUUCAGGCUUUUGGUGCUGACCAGUUUGAUGAAAAAGACUCUCAAGAGAUAUUUGACAGAAGCUCCUUUUUUAACUGGUGGUACCUUAGCAUGUCUGCAGGAAUCUGCCUGGCGAUUCUAGUGGUUGUGUACAUCCAAGAAGAAUUCAGCUGGGCGGUUGGAUUUGGAAUCCCAUGUGUGUUCAUGGUGAUCUCUCUUGUUCUUUUCGUGUUAGGGAGAAAGAGUUAUAGGUAUAGUAAAAGAAUUCAUGAAGAGGAGGAAAUCAACCCGUUUACAAGGAUAGCUAGAGUCUUCUUUGUAGCAUUCAAGAACCAAAGAUUGAGCUCCUCAGAAUUGGGCAGAGAUGCGUUGGAGGCAAAUUUAUCUCCAGAGAAGCUGAGUUUCCUCAACAAAGCUUUGCUUGUUCCCAAUGAUUCUGCUGAAGGAGAAAAGUCAUGUAAGUCUAGUGAUGUUGAAGAUGCCACCGCUCUCAUCAGGCUAAUUCCAGUAUGGCUUACAACUCUGGCUUACGCCAUACCCUAUGCGCAGUACUUGACAUUUUUCACAAAGCAAGGUGUCACAAUGGAAAGAACAAUUCUCCCUGGUGUGAAGAUCCCACCUGCUUCUCUUCAAGUCUUUAUUGGCAUAUCAAUUGUCCUCUUUGUCCCCAUCUACGACCGUGUUUUCGUCCCAAUCGCCAGAUCGAUAACCAAAGACCCUUGUGGCAUCACGACGCUCAAAAGAAUCGGAACUGGAAUGGUACUGUCGUGUAUCACUAUGGUAAUUGCAGCGCUGGUCGAGUCAAAGCGGCUCGAGACUGCGAAAGAACACGGGCUUAUAGACCAACCCGAAGCAACUGUUCCAAUGUCGAUAUGGUGGUUAAUCCCUCAGUAUCUGUUGCUGGGAUUGGCCGACGUAUACUUUAUAGUGGGAAUGCAAGAGUUCUUCUACAGCCAAGUUCCCACUGAGCUGAGAAGCAUCGGUCUUUCGCUUUACUUAAGCGUGUUAGGCGUGGGAAGCUUAUUGAGCAGCUUACUCAUCUCUCUGAUCGACUUAGCCACUGGAGGAGACGAUGGAGACAGCUGGUUCAACAGUAAUCUCAACAAAGCUCAUCUCGAUUGCUUCUAUUGGUUACUUGCGGUUCUUAGUGCCGUUGGUUUCCUUACGUUCUGGUUCAUUUCCAGGUCGUAUAUCUAUCGCCGGGUGGACUAAGUGUAGUUACCAAAAUUAUUCACUUGUUGUGUGACAUAUUCUAUGUAGGGGGAAAAAAAAUGAAAAUGUGUAGUUACAAAAAUUAUUGACCAGCGGAGAAACAUAUGUGUAUAAGAAAAAAAAUAAAAAUAAUAAAUAAAGACUCGUUUUGUAAA
Messenger RNA from Capsella rubella, 1889 nucleotides. RefSeq names its product protein NRT1/ PTR FAMILY 5.14. The coding region runs from base 40 to 1734 and encodes 564 amino acids. Lineage: Eukaryota; Viridiplantae; Streptophyta; Magnoliopsida; Brassicales; Brassicaceae. The transcript has 4 exons. Gene Ontology annotation, biological process: transmembrane transport; dipeptide transport. Gene Ontology annotation, molecular function: tripeptide transmembrane transporter activity; dipeptide transmembrane transporter activity. Gene Ontology annotation, cellular component: membrane. The record is from RefSeq and is a predicted model, not a curated record.